Drosophila albomicans is the source of this 2101-nucleotide messenger RNA. RefSeq names its product transient receptor potential cation channel protein painless-like. Lineage: Eukaryota; Metazoa; Arthropoda; Insecta; Diptera; Drosophilidae. The transcript is spliced from 2 exons. Gene Ontology annotation, molecular function: protein binding. Bases 1 to 2037 code for a protein of 678 amino acids. The record is from RefSeq and is a predicted model, not a curated record.
AUGAACAUCGUAAACUGGGAUAACAAGAAAAUGUUGCGAGCUUUGCUCAUGGAGCACAUCACAAAGCAUACUAAGAAUGCAUUCGAAGCAGUGCUUGCCACCCUGGAAAAGAAUUCGCCUCAGGAAAAUGAGUAUCUUGUGGAGUUGGCUAUCGAAGAUGGUAGCUGGUCAACUGUUCUACAAUUGCUUAAGAGCGUAUAUCUCAAGCUGGUCCCCAAGGGCACACUUUUAAAAACAAUGAUUAAGCAGGUGAAAUUGAAGCCGCUGAUCAAUUACCUGGAGAGCAACGAAUACCAGGAAUGUUUGCUGCAAUUGCUUAAGGUUCAGCGGCAGUAUAUAAACUACUUCGAUGAUCAGCACAAGACGCCUUUGCAUUAUGCGGUGCUCUGUCGCAAUGAGAUUGCCAUAAGAGUGCUCUUGAGGGAGGGCGCCAGAUUGGGAGUGCGCAAUUGCAAGAAUCGCUUGUUGAUCGAGGAUAUCGAUGCCAAGCUUCUGGAGGAGCAUUUCGAUUACUGCAUCACUGGGCGAGGCGAAAAGACCAGCCACGAGGAUUACGAGAUCAUCAUGAACUGUCUGAAUAUGACCAACAAGUACAACGAACUUGAUAUUGCUCCCAUUGCCUGCAUGGCUCGGUCGAAGGAGCUGUGUCCGCUGUUGGAGCAUCCGUUGAUCACCUGCUUUCUAAAGCUGAAGUGGAGUCGACUCACCACCAUCUUUUUCACCCACUUUAUCAUCUAUAUCAUCUUAAGUUUGAUCUUGUGGGUCCAUAUUCGCUUGCGAUUCCCUGACCGUCAUAACAACGAGCUUCCUAUACAGAUAGUUAUGAUUCUGUUCAGAGUGCUGAUUGGUUAUGUUUUUAUUGCUGAAGCCUUCUCUUAUAAGAUGGUCAAGCAUCGACCCAGUUUCAUAGAUUUCCCUUUAAUUUCUAUGCUAAUCCUCACAAACAUCGAGUGGGAAGACCAUAUCCAGAUUCAAAGGAUUAUUGCUGUCUUCGCCAUCAUGUUGAUGGGCAUCAAGCUGAUGAAUCUUAUUGGUGCCCUACCUGUGCCUGCCAUAUCGACGCACAUGCUCAUACUACGCCAGGUGGCCAGUACUUUCGCAAAGAGCUUGUUGCAGUACUCUAUGCUGUUGUACAGCUUCAGUUUGUGCUUCUAUGUGCUGUUUUCCAAACCGAGUUCUACGGAUUCAGCGAAUUCUACAAAUUCAGCGAAUUCUACAAAUUCAGCGAAUUCUACGGAUUUAGCGAACUCAACUAUUAAAGAGUUUAGUCUCUCUUAUUCGGAUCUGGAUUUAUCGUUUAUCAAGACACUUGUUAUGUUCAAUGGUGAAUAUGAUGAAAGCGGCUUUAAUGGAUAUUUCAGUAGUUUUGUGGUGAUCAUAUUCAUGUUUAUGGUCAUGGUCCUGACCAAUUUACUGGGUGGCCUGGCUGUUGACGAUACCCAGACUAUUCGGGCUCAAGUGGAACUCAAUGCUGCCAUUUGUCGAACAAAUCUGUUGUACAGCUAUGAAGGACUCUUAAGCGGGAAUUGGCCUCGAUUGAAACGUGGGCUUCGCAUCUUUAAGAAACUGAUGAGAAUCCAUGCAGAAUCUACCUAUGGCUAUGUAUCCAUAUUUCCAAACCAAGAGAAUCGGGCGGAGGUGUACAGUCAAAGGCAUAGAAAUCAGAGUAUUGAAAGUCUUGCGGAUGAAGGAGAUAAUGUCCUCUUAGGUAAAGUAUUUAUCGAUCAUGAAGAUGGUUCAAGCGGUUCCGAAUCUGAAAUGGAUGAGACGGAGGAUUUGAACCUCCAUUUCAAUAAAGAAGUGGAUGCCAAUGAAGUAACUUUCUCCCAGCCUUGUGUAUCGAAUAAACACCACUCUUACGAUAAUAUAACAAUUGACAAUCAGACUGUUGUCCGAGCUCUUAAAAUUAUUAAAGAAAAAGAAAAAAAAGAUGUUGAAGAACAACGCGAAGAGUUCAGAGAACAACGACUUGAGGAUAUGAGGAUGCUAUUGAAGGAGAUCAAAAACCAGUUGGACUCUAAGAAUCCAGCCAAAUGAGUACAUUAACAACAAUUUAUAAAAGCAAGUAUAUAAAGAUUUAUUAUUUUGUUCAUUUACUAUU